AUGUCUUUGCCCAUGCUAGUGAACGGCGCCGACUGCGGCCCCUCCAAUCCGCUGCAAGGCCUCUCCAAGCGUUUCGACCAGGACCGCGGCGUUCAACAAGACCAUUUUGGUGCGGGGCGUGCAGGUUCAUCGAAGGAGACUUUCCGAACACAAUAUUCCGCCUCGCCGGGCGUAAACCAAGACGCUGCACGGUUCUUCUCGGCAGGCCCCUCUGCAGUACCCAAUCUAUCUGCUCCAUCUCCGUUUGAUCUCUCUGCUCUUCACAACAAUCUCCCCGUCGCGCAAACCCAUGUCUCGCCGCAUGUGCAGUCCCCUAUUCAGUCGCCCUCGCAGGCUGCUCCUGCCGGGUGGGCCGCAGACUUCUUGCUCCAGCAGCCUGGCGCGUCUUCAUCCCCGUGGAUGAUGGCUCGCCAGAGUACGCCCAUGUCCAUGGAGCAAAGCAUGUCCCCUGUCCCGCAGAACGCUCCCGCGUCAUUUAUGCCUGGCAUGGCCUGGAAUCGUGCCGGCGGCGCCCAAUUCAUCCCUAUGCAGCCCGCGUUCGCUCAAGUACAGCCUCAGUUCGACGCUGCAAAACUAGAGCAGGAAUUUCAGUCGCGAGAACUGUCUCUGACAUCUCCCGUCGGUCCUUCCGUCCUUCCUCGGACAGCUGAUCUAGUCGGCGAGACUUCCUCCAGCGCGAGGUCCCACGAACCCGACGAGCUAGCGCGCACUGCUGGCCUCCUCAUCGACACCGUGCAGAACGAGACAAACCCGAAGUUCAAGAAUAGUGCCUUUAUGGGGCUCAUGCGCCAGCUGCGUGAUGGAGAAGUCGUCGUUGACGGCAAUGACAUGGUUCAGCGAGCCGACGCGAUCGGCGUCGCUAAUGCACCGGUCGACGUCAAAGGCAAGGGCCGCGCGGUCGACAUCCCACCUGUCACACCGAUGAUGCAGUUGCCCACCCUGCAGAGGCCCAUCACCACUUCGACCACCGGGGCUACGUCAACGCUUCGCGAACAAACCUACGACGAGGCCGGCGCGACGCGUCAGGAAGAUCCCAACGACGCGUAUUUCCGGCAGGAAAACGAAGAUUACAUCGCGAUGCAGCAGGGCUGGUCCGCCCCGAAACAGAUGCCUUGGCGGCGGCCGGGCACGCAGGCGGCAGAGUGGGACACCCUCCAGCGCGACUGGGAUGCGUUCGAGGCGACCACGCACGGGCUGCGGCCGAUGGCAAAUUACAUGUUCCAGGCGAACAACCCGUAUCUGAAUGGGGAAGCCUCUCGCACGAGACACCAUUCCUCCCAUUCGGGAUUACCGCAGACGCUCUACGAGAGCGUCCUCGAGAUGGAGGCUGCUGUCCAGCGGGAUCCGAACAACGCCGCUCUGUGGUACGACCUCGGGGUGAAGCAGCAAGAGAACGAGCGGGAGCAGAGCGCGGUGCAGGCUCUCCGCAGGGCUCUCGAGCUCGACCCGACGCUUCUAUCCGCGUGGCUCGCCCUCUCUAUCUCCCACACGAACGAGGGCAGCCGUGCGGCCGCAUACAGCGCCAUUCGGGAGUGGGUCGAGCGCAACGAACGGUACUCCGCGGACGUCGCCCGGUUCCGCUCCCUCAACCCCGAGCCGCAGGACGCGAGGCCAAGCGAACAGCUGACGCACCUCAUGCAGUGCCUAAUGAGCAUCGUCCGUGAGAACGCGGGGGGCGACAUCGACGCCGACCUGCAGAUCGCGCUCGCUGUGCUGCUCAAUACCAACGAGGACUAUGCCAAGGCUCGCGACUGCUUUAUCACGGCACUGGCGGUGCGCCCAGAGGACUGGUUGCUUUACAACCGCGUUGGUGCGACACUCGCGAACAGCGGUCAUCCCGAAGAUGCUCUGCAGUACUACUACACUGCCCUUGAGCUCAACCCGGGGUACAUCAGGGCAAGAUUCAAUCUCGGAAUUUCAUGCACGAACCUCAGGCGCUACGAGGAAGCGGCACAGCACACUCUCGAUGCUCUGCUGUUGCAAGAUGCAGACGGCGUGCGCGACGAAGGCACUGACGGCCGAGGCGUUACGUCCGGUACACUUUGGGACAGUCUGAAGACGUGCUGUUUACACAUGCAACGGCUCGACCUGGCCACGCUCUGCGACCGCCGUGACCUCGAAGCAUUCCGGCUCAACUUCCAAAUGCAGUGA
Messenger RNA from Epithele typhae, 2151 nucleotides. RefSeq names its product TPR-like protein. Bases 1 to 2151 code for a protein of 716 amino acids. Gene Ontology annotation, biological process: protein import into peroxisome matrix, docking. Gene Ontology annotation, molecular function: protein binding. The transcript has 11 exons. NCBI's taxonomy places the organism in Eukaryota, Fungi, Basidiomycota, Agaricomycetes, Polyporales, Epitheliaceae. The record is from RefSeq and is a predicted model, not a curated record. Gene Ontology annotation, cellular component: cytosol; peroxisomal membrane.